AUGGACAUAUCCGGGAUGGCAUCAACCUUUUCGAGUAGUACCCGUGUCACGCUAUGGUUCACCGAAUGGACAACGACGACAACGGGAACCUACGUGUUGACAAUCUUCUUUCUCUUCUUCUUGGGCAUCUUCAAUCGAUUUCUAAAGAAGCUCGAUCGUGGCGCUCGCGGCCACGCACGACAAUGGAGCCGCACCCUGCGACAACAGCCUCUUGAACUGGACGAUAAAGAGAGGCAAGAAAUUGAGCCUUUGAGUCCGGCAGAGCCACAACUACUAGCAGCUGAGGAAACUGGCAUCUCACGAGACUCAAAUACGUCUCGGAAGAGUUUUUGGAUAGCGCAAGCACCUUGGAGCAUCAAAAAGGACGGGACUAGCGCAGCUCUAGAGUUUGUUCGUGCACUGAUUGGUUACAUUCUGAUGCUUGCCGUCAUGACUUACAACAUCGGCUUUCUAUUCGCUGUUACCGGAAGCGUCCUUUUCGGCGAGCUGUUGUUUGGGCGAUACACACGAGGAGGCUCUGCAAGUAUAGCUGAGGAUGGCUGCCACUCUUGA
Alternaria atra is the source of this 552-nucleotide messenger RNA. RefSeq lists its product as uncharacterized. Gene Ontology annotation, biological process: intracellular copper ion homeostasis; copper ion transmembrane transport. The record is from RefSeq and is a predicted model, not a curated record. Lineage: Eukaryota; Fungi; Ascomycota; Dothideomycetes; Pleosporales; Pleosporaceae. The transcript is spliced from 4 exons. The coding region runs from base 1 to 552 and encodes 183 amino acids. Gene Ontology annotation, molecular function: copper ion transmembrane transporter activity. Gene Ontology annotation, cellular component: plasma membrane.